AUGGGUUUUCUGGACUUCAGGUUGGUGACUCUGUUACUGCCUGUGGCUCUGGCCUCGCAAUCCGAGGUACGGACUCGAGCUACCACUGGGGGCUGCGAGGCCUACUCAGUCCAGGUUGGCGACACCUGCGCCAGCAUCGCGCGGAGUGUCAACGCCACCUACGCCCAAAUCAUCUCAUGGAACUCGGAGAUUGAUCUGGCAUGCUCCAACCUGGCCGAAGUCGAGGGCUCCGAGAUCUGUGCCAGCAACCCCCUGGGAAACUACGCUUUGCCUAGCAACUCGCAAGGUGUUCCGACCAUAGUGACGACCGCGGCCCCGGUUCCAGCUCCGACCCCAGACAAGACGAACGACCACUGCGGAGAGUACCAUCUAGUAGAGCCAGGCGAAGACUGCUCCAUCUUCAUCACCAAGUUCACAAUAACGUUGAAAGACUUCCUGUUCCUCAACCCCCAAGUCUGGGAAAACUGCACAAAUGUCUGGGCGGAUUACUAUUACUGCGUCAGACCCGUUGGUUACAUCUCGACGUACCCCGGAUACCUCCCGCCGACAACCACGAAAGAAUUUAUCCAGACGCCAACCACGGACCUCCCUUAUGUCGAGGAUCUUUUUGCCAAAUACACUUCAACAGAGCCGAUAAUCAACGUUGCCAACGGAACACGGCUUGACUGCUACGAUUACGUUUGGUUGGAUGCCAUUGCCGACAGUAUCUUAGCCGACUGUUGGGCGAUGACAUUGGUCUAUGACGUGCCUCAGGAAGACUUCAUUCUUUGGAAUCCGUCUCUUCGCGAAAACCCAGAGGAGUUCCCAAAGUCGUAUGGAUACCCAUGCACUCUGUCAGCAAGUAGUUCUUACUGCGUUGCUUUGGCAUCCCCCACAGCAGGUGAGUAUUUGCAAAAAGCCGGCAACAAACCGCCCCCUCCCUGUUCAAAGCUACACGAGUUCGCUCACAAAAGUUAUGUUCCUGCAGCUCCUACAUCAACCCCCGCACCGCCGAGUCCCCGCGCGGCUGGCGAGAUGGCCAACUGCACAACGUGGUACUCAGCGGAAUCUGGCGAGUCGUGCGCGGUAGUCCUCGGCAGAAUCGGCCUGACCGUCGAUCAGUUCUUCACCUUCAACCCAUCCGUCAAGAGCGACUGCUCGGGCAUGGUCAUCGGGACACACUACUGCAUCUCAACCGAAGCUGACGGUUCCCCCCCGGGCGCCACCGACUACCAGCCUCCCCCGUCAACCACCACCGUUCCCAGCUCUCCGACAGGCAUCGCCACCCCGACGCCCGUGCAACCGGGAAUGAUCUCCAACUGCAACAAGUUCUACAAGGUAGUCAGCGGCGAUGGGUGUUGGGCCAUCGCUGACGACAACAAAAUUCCCCUUGAAGAUUUCUACUCGUGGAAUCCCGCUAUCAAGACUGAUUGCUCUGGUCUACAGGCCGACGUUUACGUUUGCGUGGGCGUGUCCGUGACCCAGCUUCCGCCAAUGACGACGACGACGACAGCAGGCGAUGCUUCGCCAGCGACCCCCACACCCACGCAACAAGGCAUGGUCAACGGCUGCGGCGACUUUUACAAGGUCCAGCCUGGCGACGGAUGUUGGGCCAUCGCUGACGCCAACGGUGUUCCCCUUGAGAGUUUCUACUCGUGGAACCCGGCCGUCAAGACGGACUGUACGGGCCUCCAGGCGGACGUCUUCGUCUGCGUGGGUCUCAGGGUGGCUGGCACGCCUCAGCCGACGGCCGCCGCGACCACGACGACGGCAGCGGGGGCGGGCGCAACGCCGAGCCCGAUACAAGACGGCAUGGUUGCUAAUUGCGUCGCAUUCUACCUCGUUCGGUCAGGCGACGGGUGUUGGGCGAUAUCUGAUGCCAAGGGCAUUGCCCUAGAUGACUUUUACGGUUGGAACCCUGCCGUCAAAACAGACUGCACCGGGCUUCAAGCAAACGUUUAUGUUUGUGUCGGAGUGGCGUAA
This is a messenger RNA of Colletotrichum higginsianum IMI 349063, 1962 nucleotides long. Its product is annotated as LysM domain-containing protein. The record is from RefSeq and is a predicted model, not a curated record. Lineage: Eukaryota; Fungi; Ascomycota; Sordariomycetes; Glomerellales; Glomerellaceae. The transcript is spliced from 6 exons. Bases 1 to 1962 code for a protein of 653 amino acids.